Messenger RNA from Pyricularia grisea, 3106 nucleotides. RefSeq lists its product as uncharacterized. Lineage: Eukaryota; Fungi; Ascomycota; Sordariomycetes; Magnaporthales; Pyriculariaceae. Gene Ontology annotation, molecular function: epoxide hydrolase activity. The record is from RefSeq and is a predicted model, not a curated record. Bases 418 to 2793 code for a protein of 791 amino acids. Gene Ontology annotation, biological process: epoxide metabolic process. The transcript is spliced from 2 exons.
GCCUUGCAAGCGCUCUAUCUUUCCUUUCUCGCAUCCUCGCAUAUCCUUUUUGUUCAAACUCGUGGGUUGUCUUUCUUUCUUUAGUCGACACAACAUCAAAUUUGUUCAACCUCCUCACAUUCAUUUUGGCGGUUUUCCGCACAUACACUCACUCAAUCGACCACGCUCCCUUGACAUACCAAAAUAGGAACAAGUUCCAUAAUUUUUUAAUUUUUUUCGCAUCUUUUUUUCUCACGCACUUUUUUAGACGCACAAAUUCAUUGAGGGAAAACGGGAAAGACAGGGUCACUGGAGCGCUACACUUAUUCAUGCGCAUCCCGAAAAAAGACGACAUAAACUACCUAUCCAAAUAAAGAAACGGACACCAAAGGAAAACAAGACACCAAGGAGAUAGUGCCAGGGACAAGGCAUGCAAAUAUGACGGAUGGAGGAGCGGUCGCGCUGUUUAGCCCUGGGGUUGGUGAUGAAGUCAAGCCGUACAAGAUUCAUGUUUCGGGCAAAUAUCUCGACCUCACGCGCCAAAAGUUGGAACUCACUCGGCUGCCCCAUGAAAACUCAAUCGCGAGAUCCGAUGAUUCCUGGGAGCCAAAGCCUGCCGUUGAGGCUGUGAUCGACUACUGGCUCGACAGGUUUUCAUGGCGUGAUCAGGAAGAAAGGUUCAACACGCUUCCCCAGUUCCGAACCGCCAUAUCGACCGACUCAGCAUUGCAGGCGCCUCAACGCAUUCACUUUCUGCACUUUCGCUCCCCUCACCAGGGCGCUGUUCCGCUGCUACUCAUCCCGCCAUUUCCCUUCACCAACUUGUCUGUAGCCCACCUAGGCGAGUCACUCGCAAACCCUUCUCCUGCCAACGGCGAUGACGAAGCCACCAGGAUAACACCGCCCAUUGCCUUCCACGUCGUGAUCCCCUCGAUCCCGGGCCUUGGAUUCAGUGAUGCCCUACCCAGCAACACGGCCGCGGUUCCAGCCACCGUUGAGAUGCUGGACCGUCUUAUGCGCCGCCUCGAGUACCCCUACUAUCUCGCGAGUGGCACCUCAUCGGGCGUAUCGUCACCUGCCCGUAUCGACUGGCUAAUUCUUGAGCGUCUGUCCUUGGAGUACGCUAGCUCGUGUCUGGGUGUCCAUAUGAUUAGCCCGCCCCUACAAGCGCCCAAUGUCACCGAAGCGCCUGUCGAGUUUGCCAAGUGGAGCAUCGCGAGCCUUUUCAGCGCAGCCAUCCUCGGAUACACCGCCGAAGAUUUUGCCGCUCUAGCUGCCUCCGCCACCCGAGGCAAAGUGACAAUGUUCGAUGAUACGCAGACAGAAAACCCCGUGCGGACCAGGCCCUCGACACUGACGAAGCAGCGCUACUGCAGUCAAUGCAGAGGUGCUUGCAGAUACGGCUCACAUCACGAGCACCUUGGCCAGGUCGGCCUCAACUCGCUGGCGCCGCCGCAGGAUGCUAACACGCUCGCUUACGCUCUUUGCGACAGCCCGACGGGGCUCCUCGUCUAUAUCCUUAAGAUCAUACGCCUCCUGGCCGGCCCUGGUGAUGGGUCGUCGCGAACGUCCAUUGCCGACCAAAAGACCACGAUGCCGCCUACGUCGACAGUUGCGGGGCUGACACACGAUGAUAUCAUCACGCUCGUGAAUCUCGCGUGGCUGCCUGGAGCCGAGUAUGCGCUGCGAUUUUGGUCUCAGGCCGCGGCGCGGGGCGAGGUCGAAGCCAACAGGAUGCGCAAAAUAAGAAAUGGCGGCGGGAAGAAGCCGAGGGUGGCUGUCACUGUCUUUGUUGGUGGAAGAAACGAACUGAGCAAGACUGAUGGGCACGGAUCUGGCACUGGUAGUCAUACCAGUGAAGAUGUCGAGGCUGGCACUGUUAAUGAGCAAGGCGGAGGAAGAUCAGGAGCAGGGAUGGAAGGGCUGGCGCAAUCGCCAACUCACGCCCGUGCGCCUCUUGCAGAACUUCCAGAGCUGCCUGCGGGUAGCAGAGCCGCUCCGGAGCCUUACGUUUGUCCGGCCUGGGGAAACUCGCGCUUCGAGGUGAUGUUUGCCCAGCGUGUGUCUGGAAAGCCCGGUUUGCUCGCCUGGGAAAGGCCUCAAAUCAUUGUGAAUGGUAUCCGUGAACUGGCUCAGGCAGUGGUGAAAAUCGACAAACGCCUCACAGCUACUCAGCCGCAGACGGCGCAUUUGGAAUCUGUGAUUAUAGACGACGGCAAGGCCAACGACAGGGAACGGGAUCGCCCGACCACUGCAACCGUACAGCCGGCAUCUUCUGCUGCGGCGCAGAACACGCAGGAAGCAGAACAGCCGAUGACAGUAGAUGCAGAAGCAGCCCAAACUCCGUCAUCCCCCAGGCCCUCAUCAUCAAGGUCUAACAACGGCAAAGGACCGGAGAUUAACGACACGGACAAGACCACGAUAAUCCCACCCGUACCGCAGAGGCCAGAGCCGGCAAAACUAUCCAGCACAGACUCCUCGCCCCGGGAGCGCAUCGUGGGCCUUGCACGGAUCCCAGAGGUGGAGGAUGACGAGCUGCUGAAGCCUCCGCCACUGCCACGGGGCGACACUUUGUCCGAUUCCAGCCCCGACACGCUCGUCGUCACGACUCCGCCGCUUGGGGGAACCCCUCCCGUGGUCACCAGCCCGCUCCCGCCACCGAUCAAUAGACCCCAGUCGGCGGGCAAGCACAGCUUCGACGAGAGCGACGGCCCGCAGCCAAUAAGCCCGCCACCGAGGAGCGAAAGACGGUUAUCGAUCAACCCCGACCGGCCGACGACGUCCGGCGAUAGCGGCGAACAAAUACAAAACUGAACAAACCAUAUUUCGAGCCUAAGCUAUGGCAUUGUUUCAUAUCAUGUACUUGAUUUUUUUCUUGACGCAUCAGUUUUGUUGGAAUCUUCACAUUAUACCCCAUUUUGUUCUCUUCUUUUCUUCUUCUUUUUUUUUAUAGCAUUUACCUGCUUUGUGGUACAUAAUGGGGGUCGACAUUUUGGUCGAGGAUUGGUGUAUUUGGUUGGAUUUAAUCAUGGACGGGGUUUUAUGUGGCUGAAACGCAGCUUUGUGCCUUCUUUGUUUAUUUCUAAUGGGUAACGAUUAUAGGGCAUACGUUAAUGCAAAUACACGG